Messenger RNA from Cryptococcus amylolentus CBS 6039, 1128 nucleotides. RefSeq lists its product as hypothetical. The coding region runs from base 1 to 1128 and encodes 375 amino acids. The record is from RefSeq and is a predicted model, not a curated record. The transcript is spliced from 4 exons. Lineage: Eukaryota; Fungi; Basidiomycota; Tremellomycetes; Tremellales; Cryptococcaceae. Gene Ontology annotation, molecular function: protein binding; 6-phosphogluconolactonase activity.
AUGUCUAGCUACACCCUCCUUGUCAGCGGGUACAGGAAAUACUUUUCCCUCGUCGCCUUCGACCCGUCUACCAGGGGCAUCAAGGUCUUAUCGGACUCCCCUGCCCCUGAGAACGCUUCCUGGGUCGAGCCAGCUGCAAAAAAAUCAACGGAUGGGUCUCGGAUCGUAUACUCUCUAUCAGAGGCCGAAAAGGGAAAGGCUCUCAGUCUGGUGGUCAAAGACGACAAGGUGACCGUCACCAGCGAGAGAGAUACGCUGGGAGGGUCUUGUCACGUUCAUAUCAUGAAGGAUGGUUCCGGCAUAGUCGUUGCCAAUUAUCUCGGAGGCUCGUUGAUCUAUUUCCCAACCGAACAGGACGGCACCUUAUCAGCUACUUCUGCUUCUCCUCUGCUCAAAUUUGACCUCGUCUACACCGAGCAAGGUCAGACCCCUCCUAAUCCUGAGCGCCAAGAUGCCUCCCAUUGCCAUCAAGUCAUCGAGGGCGACGAUGGUAUCUUGUACGUUCCUGAUCUGGGCAACGACAGAGUAUGGGUCGUCUGGAGAGGUGGGGAGAGCGGUCUGAGUGUCAAAGGGUGGUGUCAGGCACCUGCUGGGACUGGUCCCAGACAUGCUACCAUCUCAAAAGACGGUAAACACCUCUAUGUACUUACCGAGCUCGCAAACACUCUUCUCACUUUUCCCUUGACCGACCCUACCUACCCCAUCAUCCCUCAUCCCGACUCUGGCAUUUCCAUCGCCCCACCAUCGGUGCCGGAACAGUAUAUCAAAUAUCUGAAUGCCGCCGAGCUGCUUGCCCAUCCCUCCCUCCCCGUACUUUACGCCUCCAACCGACUAGAGCUCGACAUUGGCAAAGCGUCAAGUGGGAAAUUCGAGUCCAAGGAAAAGGGUGACGCGGUAGCAAUCGCCACACUAUCCUCUGACGGAACACUCGAAGCCGUGCAACACGUGAGAACUGGCGUCGACAAUAUCCGAGCCAUGCAACUCAGCCUCGACGGCAAAUUUGUCGCUUUGGCUGGACAGAAUGGAGGAGGGGUAGAGGUUUACAAUGUGGGACAGGACGGAAAGACGUGGGAGCUGAUGGCAAAAAACGAGGCUAUCACAAAGGUGACAGACCUCGCGUGGUUGUGA